Messenger RNA from Suillus clintonianus, 2269 nucleotides. Its product is annotated as UV-endonuclease UvdE-domain-containing protein. Gene Ontology annotation, biological process: mitochondrial DNA repair; nucleotide-excision repair; response to UV. The transcript has 8 exons. Gene Ontology annotation, cellular component: nucleus; mitochondrion. The record is from RefSeq and is a predicted model, not a curated record. NCBI's taxonomy places the organism in Eukaryota, Fungi, Basidiomycota, Agaricomycetes, Boletales, Suillaceae. Gene Ontology annotation, molecular function: endonuclease activity. Bases 292 to 1875 code for a protein of 527 amino acids.
CCUAUCAUGAUGAUGAAUACGACAGGAUUCCAUGCAAACUUUGCUCUGGGCCAACUGCAGCAACAGUCGUGCGUGUAAGAACUGCCAUUAUUUCUUUUUGCCUUAACCCAGGGAGUAUACUGGGCCCGGUCAGGCAAGAUUCUGAACCGAACCACCAGUGGCAGGCGCGCAAUCGUCCAGGCUCUCUUUACUCACUCUUCUAUCCUUCCUCGUUUCAGAGCAAUCCGUGCUAUCCAUCGUCCACACUUGACGUCCCAUCAUCUCACACGAACUUUGGUAUAUUCUUCCUCAAUGCAAAUGCCCCCAGCUUCAUCUGCGGCCACCGCUGAGUCCGCCACACGAGAGGUGACCAUGGAAGUAACCGGCGCUGCCGCAGUGCUACAGCCUGGGCGAACUCUUAGGCCAAGAGCUGCGAAGACGCAGAAGAUGGUGCCAUCUGUUACGAAAACAGAACAAGGCGACGAACCGGAUAAAAACACCCUUGAGGAAGAGGAGGAGCACAGAAUGAAGACUCCUAAACCUCGUCGUGCGACUGUCCUACGGAACAAUAAGAAAGCGGCGCUUAAGAGAAACACGAAAGUCACUUGCCCUGGCUCGGAUGAAGAUUUUACAUUGCUUAAGACAAAGAGACAGUCCAAAGGAACCGGGCCUAGGAAUCGAAAAGCUCCUGUAGAUGGUGCAGAGUCUUUGGAUGAGCAACCUCCAAAGAAGAAACGUAAGCGUGCCUCUAAAGCAGAGCCCGUAUAUGUCAUUCCUGAGGUUGAGACAAAGGAGACCACGUUUCGUGGGCGUCUGGGGUACGCUUGCUUGAACACCAUUUUGCGCAACAGGAAGCCUGCAGACGAGGCAGUAUUCUGCUCACGGACCUGUCGCAUUGAUACAAUCAAAAAGAACGGCAUAGAGUGGGCCAAGGACCUUGGUCGACGAAAUAUUGAGGAUAUGCUCAAAAUAAUUCAGUGGAACGAAGAAAACAAUAUACGCUUCAUGAGACUAUCAUCCAACAUGUUUCCAUUUGCAUCACACGAACUUUAUGGGUAUUCCCUAGACUAUUGUGCCCCCGUUCUAGCCCAGGUUGGCGCCCUGGCAAACAAAUAUGGCCACCGACUCACGGUUCAUCCGGGCCAAUUCACUCAGUUGGGCUCUCCUAGGGACUCAGUGAUCAAAGCCGGCAUUCGCGAGCUUGAGUACCACGCGCAGAUGCUCAACCUCAUGGGCAUUGGACCUGACGGCGUCAUGAUUAUCCACGGGGGAGGGGUCUACGGUGACAAAGAGGCAGCGCUGGCUAGGAUUCGCAAGACAGUCAAGGAGGACCUUCCUAAAGACGUCAGAGACCGCUUAGUUUUAGAAAAUGAUGAACUUUGUUACAAUGCUGCAGAUCUGCUACCGAUAUGCGAAGAGUUGGACAUCCCACUCGUCUUCGACUAUCAUCACGAUGUGCUCUAUCCAUCUCCUGAUCUCACUCCCUCGGAUAUUAUUACACGUACCAACAUGAUUUUCGCCAGGCGCGGCAUCAAGCCUAAGCAGCACUUGAGCGAACCUCGUGAAGGCGCCGUCACAGUCAUGGAACGUAGAGCACAUGCGGAUAGAUGCCAGAGGCUACCUGAGGCCCUGCCAGAUGACAUGGAUUUGAUGAUUGAGGCUAAAGACAAGGAGCAAGCUGUCCUUCACCUAUAUCGCCUAUACAAUCUACAGCCCGUUAUUCAUUCAUCACUUCGACCCCCUGCUGACACUCACAGCAAGGAAACCAAAGGCCGCAAGUCUCGCAGGAAGACCCUCUCCGACAAGGAUCCUACUGAAGGAGACCGAGCACUAGACGCCGAUACUGACGCCCUUGGGACGGGUUUUAGUAUAGAAGGAGAUGACGAAUAUGACUGAGGGGUUCCUACGACUCGCGAUGAUCUCGGGCGAAUUCUGUAAAGUGAGGUCAAUGUCGAUGUGUUGAACAUCAUCGUUCCAUGUUGCAGUUGAGCGUAUCACCAUCCAGCGUUGACGGCGAGGCUGUCACUAUCCUAUCGUGCAGUGUGUUGGCAUUUAGAAUUGCGCAUCUCUGUCAGCAGCUUGAGGAGAGUUUUGUCCAUCUCUCAUGCUGCGCAGUGCUCCACGUCAUUGCGUUAAUGUGCCAACAUUUACACAAGAAGUUGCUGUUAUGGAAUGUACCGCCAGUCAUGCACCGACCGUCUGUAAGGGCACUCCACAUAAUGUCCCUAGAGUCAUGGACGCACUUUGAUUCAAGUCACCAUUGGAUCCACUGGUCGGGCAACAUAUGGGC